AUGAAGCCAGACAACAUCAUUGCAAAAUUCAAGCGAUAUGUAGAUCAGUACGUCUCCGAGCGUAGCUGCCGUGGCAUGAGAGGGUACGAGGACGGGCUUGUUGAUUUUGUUCCCCGAUGUGCGCUGGACAGCUUCUGGGUGGCGGAGAAUGUGGAAGGCGUUCUCCUUGGUCGAGAAGACUGGAUCAAAGACAGCACUUCCACUAUUCAGAGGGGUUACAUCCAAGUCUUCUCCAUCCUCGUCUACAUGUCGCAACCCCAGCACAUUUCGCUUUUCACAGGAGAGUCUAUUCAUGACGGAUUACUACCACUGAGAGAGACACCUCAUGCGUUUUCCGAGGCCGCAGAGAAAAGUAUUUUUGAGGAAUUCGAGAAAGAACAGUGGAGAUUCUGCCCUUUCCUGUUCGAUACCGAAGGGAGAGGCAAACCUCACAAACGACAUCUCCCACCGCUACAGAUCAUCCCUAUCAUCGCCAAAGAACAGAUCAAACACUCAGGGACCACCUACGACGACAGAGUCUGCGUUUUCCGAGUAACGCUACAUUCGCUGUGCUUUAACCAGGAGGAGGUGGUCUUUAAAACCUAUCAUGGAGAAGACCCAGAGGUGAUUCAAACCUACGAAAAUGAAGUGAAUAUGUACACGCAGCUGGACGCACAACCGACUCUGUACGAUUCCACGUCCGUCAUUAGAUAUUUCGGCUCAUUCGAAAUUCCUGGUCUACGAACCGUAAUACUUGAGUACGCCAGAGGCGGGAAUCUGAAGUCUUUCUUUGAAUCGUGUCCUCCUCCUUUAGCUCGUUCAGACCGUGUCCUCUUCUGGAACAACUUGAUGGAUCUAUUGGGCGGUCUGCACGCAAUUCACAAUCUCAAGGAAACUCAAGGAGGCAAAGGGUCCUGGGGACUCAGAGGAACUCACCAGGACAUCAGGCCACAGAAUAUCCUGGUCUGCCCUGAUCAGUCUGGCAACGUAUACGCUGCAAAAUUCAAAUUUGUGGAUAUGGGAACUGGCCAUAUUCGUAGGUCAAGAAACCAAGGAAUGGAACUGAACGCCGACGACAACUGGGGUAACGGGAUGUACAGUGCCCCAGAGGCAUACAGGGAUCAAGGAGACUCCAGGGCAAUUCGAUGGGAGAGCGAUGUAUUCUCUCUCGGAGCCGUUGCUAGCGAAGCUCUCGUCUGGACAAGGUGGGGAGAGUAUGGACGUGAUCUUUACCAGAAGGAUCGAGUUAUUGAGACUCGCAGGUCCCGCUUAAAAGGAGGCUUUCAUGAGGGAUCUUUCCAUGACGGAGAUCCAGACGGGCCGUGCCUUCUGAACUCAGUUGAAGCAUGGCUUCAGAGAGCAAGUAGCUUCGCUGGGGAAGAAUCUCAUUGGUUUUUGGCAGUGAGCAGAUUUCUGCUUACCCGCAUGCUCUCUAUGAACCCAAGAAAAAGGCUCGAAGCCAUUGAGCUUCAUGACGAAUGGAAGAGCAAAGUCUUUGAAGGGCCUGACCUGGUUCAGCCACACGAAGAACUUUACCCUCUUACAACCAGAUUCUCAGAGCCAUAUUCCACAUUUCGGAGGGGGGAAACCAGCCCACUGAGUCAACUACCCGUUGAGAACUCUCCAAGAACAGUGGAGGCAACUCAUUUCAUCGGAUCAAGAUCGGAACCCAGUCCUGGAAUUAUUGUACAGUCGCCGGAAGAAAUGCGAAACGAGAUUGACCUGGGAAAUGCAUACCGGCGAAACACGCGAGUGCCUCAGAGGUUCAACACUGUGCCCCAGCGACCGAAUCAUGGUUCUGAGAGCAUUUUGAACCACGAAAAUCGCUUGUCUGUGCCAGGUGCUACUUAUGCGGCAUCUGGAACCUAUCAUGGACCUUUUAAUCGGCACAGAACACCGGAGUUCGGGCCAGUUGAUGCUGCAAAUGCUCUCAAUAUCGAAGCCCAAACAAGUACGCCAAUGGACGUGGGAAAUGAGGUAAUGGGAGUACCGGAACAACCAAUAUCACUGAACGCCGCCAGCAACCCUCCGAUGGACGUCCUUCGGAACGAAAGUCUCCCAAGUCGACAGGAAAGAUUGCCAUCCUACACAUCCCAGCUCGGACUCUUUCCUCCGAAUCAAUUUCAAUGGAACACGGAACCCAACUCUCCCCAUGACGUCAAUGAUGGUAUGUUUCUCGUGGAUGACUCGAGAUCCAUGGAGCCUCAUCAAAAGAAAGUAGCCGCGAGCUGUCAAGUCCUCUCGUACUUACUCAAAAAGGGAGAGGUUGACCCAAAUGCAACCUUUGAAGUCUAUUUUACCUCAUCUCACCCUCCACUCCAAUCAACAAGAACCUCGGAAUUGAAAGAUAAUAUAGAAAAGAUGCUAUUCCAUGAAGAUCAAUGCAACAUGGCCCCAAGUUUGGACGAGUUGGUCAGUAAGGCUAUCCAGAAUAAGAAACCGGUCAGCAUAUAUGUCUUGACGAACGGACACUGGAAUCUCAAGAACCGAGACAAUUUCUGCGGUGUAGAUGGACCGAUCAAACGCUUGGUGACUCAUGUUCGACGGACAAACGAACAGCAGAAUUGGAUCGGUGUCCAGUUCAUCCGCUUCUUUGACGACAACGAAAAUCCUGAUGACAAGCUCGGGGAGACUCGGUUGAAAGCAUUGGAUGACGAUUUGAAGCAACAAACGGGAAUAGACAUCGUUGACACACGGAAUUUUGACGCAGAUGUGCGCAAAAUUUUACUUGGUUCAGUCGUACCAGAUGAGGAUAAUUCUUGA
This is a messenger RNA of Colletotrichum paranaense, 2742 nucleotides long. RefSeq lists its product as uncharacterized. Bases 1 to 2742 code for a protein of 913 amino acids. Gene Ontology annotation, molecular function: ATP binding; protein serine/threonine kinase activity. Gene Ontology annotation, cellular component: cytoplasm; autophagosome; membrane. The transcript is spliced from 6 exons. The record is from RefSeq and is a predicted model, not a curated record. NCBI's taxonomy places the organism in Eukaryota, Fungi, Ascomycota, Sordariomycetes, Glomerellales, Glomerellaceae. Gene Ontology annotation, biological process: autophagosome assembly; protein autophosphorylation; peptidyl-serine phosphorylation.